AUGACUCGGGCCCAACAGACCAUCUCGAUUGCCCUGCUCCUCUCCUCGCUCUACCUGGCCAUCUUCACAGAGAUAAUACCACUCCCUGAGAAAGUCCAAACUGAGAUUGUCCCAGUGAUCCCGUUCUGGGCGCUCGUCUCCUUCGGUUCCUACCUCCUGUUCAAGCUCGGAUGGGGCGUGUUCACGUUCAACGAUGUUCCGGACGCUCAUAAGGAAUUACUUGGCCAGAUAAAGGAGGCGAGGGCAGAGCUGCGCGCCAAAGGGGUCGACGUCGGAGAAGACUGA
Molecule: messenger RNA, 285 nt
Organism: Westerdykella ornata
Lineage: Eukaryota; Fungi; Ascomycota; Dothideomycetes; Pleosporales; Sporormiaceae
Product: dolichol phosphate mannosyltransferas-like protein subunit 3
Exons: 3
Coding region: 1-285 (94 amino acids)
Biological process (GO): GPI anchor biosynthetic process
Cellular component (GO): dolichol-phosphate-mannose synthase complex; endoplasmic reticulum membrane
Source: RefSeq, a predicted model, not a curated record